ACCCGCCCUCCCAGCCUUCCCCGCCGGGCGCCCGCUUCCGCCUUUCCGCCGCCCUGGACUCUGCCCCACGGCUUAGUUCCUGCGGUCAUGGCUCCGCUGCGCUUCUCAGCCAAUGUGUCAUGGUUGUUUCCCGAGCUCCCGGGCCUCGCAGCGCGGCUCCAGGCUGCGGGGCGCUCGGGCUUCAAGGCGGCUGAGGUCGCCUGGCCGUACGCGGAGCCGCCGGAGGUGCUGGCGCGCGCGGCGCAGGAAGCGGGGCUGCAGCUGGUGCUUAUCAACACGCCCCCGGGAGACCGAGAGAAGGGGGAAAUGGGCCUGGCGGCCGUUCCCGGGAGGCAGGCGGCCUUCCGAGAGGGGCUGGAGCAGGCUGUGCUGUAUGCCAAGGCUCUGGGCUGUCCCAGGAUUCACCUGAUGGCUGGCCGAGUACCCCAGGGUGCUGAUCGAGCAGCAGUCAGGAGUGAAAUGGAGACAGUUUUUCUGGAGAACCUGAGGCAUGCAGCUGGGGUUUUGGCUCAGGAGAACCUUGUGGGAUUGCUGGAACCUAUUAACACCCGCGUCACUGAUGCCCAGUACUUCCUGGAUACACCCCAGCAGGCGGCAGCCAUCUUACAGAAGGUUGGAAGACCCAACCUCCAGUUACAAAUGGACAUAUUCCACUGGCAGAUCAUGGAUGGGAACCUGACAGGAAACAUCCGGGAGUUCCUGCCCAUCGUUGGACAUGUGCAGGUGGCACAGGUCCCAGGCCGGGGAGAACCUGGCAGCCCUGGAGAGCUGAACUUCCCAUAUCUAUUCCAACUGCUGGAAGACGAAGGCUACAAAGACUUUGUAGGAUGCGAGUAUCAGCCUCAAGGAGACACGGUGGAGGGCUUGAGCUGGCUACGUUCCUACUGGGAUAGGAGAGGCAACCCAUAGGCUGGCCAGUGAGGUCCUGCUCUCUAUCCACAUGCCUUUCUGAGACAGUGAGUUGAGCAUCCUGAGUCUUCUCUGAAUUAAAGACAACCUGUUGAACAUUUU
Messenger RNA from Pteropus alecto (black flying fox), 1011 nucleotides. It is a transcript of the gene HYI, whose product is annotated as hydroxypyruvate isomerase (putative). The transcript is spliced from 8 exons. NCBI's taxonomy places the organism in Eukaryota, Metazoa, Chordata, Mammalia, Chiroptera, Pteropodidae. Gene Ontology annotation, biological process: glyoxylate metabolic process. Bases 88 to 909 code for a protein of 273 amino acids. The record is from RefSeq and is a predicted model, not a curated record. Gene Ontology annotation, molecular function: hydroxypyruvate isomerase activity.